Molecule: messenger RNA, 1517 nt
Organism: Sarcophilus harrisii (Tasmanian devil)
Lineage: Eukaryota; Metazoa; Chordata; Mammalia; Dasyuromorphia; Dasyuridae
Product: filaggrin-2-like
Exons: 4
Coding region: 138-1517 (459 amino acids)
Biological process (GO): establishment of skin barrier
Cellular component (GO): cornified envelope; keratohyalin granule
Molecular function (GO): transition metal ion binding; calcium ion binding
Source: RefSeq, a predicted model, not a curated record
CCAGACAAAUGGUACCCUGAAGGCUGCUUCACUUCAUAUCCUCCUUGUUUCUUCAGUGAAUUAGUAGCUUCCUGCUCUAUCUUGAAAAAAGGAGUUUAAUUUUGCAGUGUUUAGGUUCACAUAAAUUUGCAUAAAAGAUGUCUGGUCUCAUGCAAUGUAUUGUCCAAGCCAUCGACAUUUUCUACCAUUAUGCCAAAGAGGAAGGGGAAUGUGAAAAACUAAGCAAAAAUGAACUGAAGAAACUUUUAGAAAAUGAGUUUAAUUCAGUUCUGAAGAAUCCAAGUAAUCCUCAAAUUGUGAACGCUAUCAUGCAUAUAUUGGACCAAGACCAUGACAAUCAAGUGGAUUUUGCUGAGUUUCUUCUAAUGUUAGUCAAUCUGGCUCUAUCUCUCAAUAAGUCUCUCAGCAAAAAGUAUUGUGAAGCAUCGGGGUCAAAGCAAAAAGAUCCAAACCAAGAAGAACAGAAUGUGACAGAUGAAGAAGAAGAAGGUUCUAGUGGUGAUCAGUCAAAUCCAGAAGUAGAACAAGAACAAUGGUACACUUCCACGAAUUUACAGAAGAAAGGAAAACAUAGGCACCAGUCUCGGUCUAGCUCUCCUCGGAAGAGAAGGAGAAAUAGCUCAUCAAAUUCAGGACACAGGGAGGGCUCUAGGGAAAAACACCAUAACUCAAAGAUGAUUCAGAAAGAGAGAAAUGGGCUCAGUUCAAGAAAGGACAAGUCAAGUUCUGAUUCAAGCUCAGAAAAGUCCUCUAGUUUUGACCAUCAUAGAUCUAAUGCACAUAAACAGCCAUCUAGAUGGGGAAGAAAAGGGUCUAGUUCAGAUGAUCAAUAUAGGGAGGAAGAGAAUCAAAAAACAAAGAAAGAGAAUCAAUCAACACAAAAGAAUGCAAAAAGCAGUAAGAGAGAAAGAUCAAAGAAACAAGAUAAGAGAAUAAUUGAGAAUUGUUCAGGGAGCGAGUCUCAAAAGCAAGAUAACAUUUCCAUAGAGUUAACAAAAAGCAGGCAACAAAGACAAGAACAAAGUCAUGAACAAUCAAGAUCCAACAAGGAUGGAAAGUCAGAUGACAAGCACAGACAUUCAAGGAACAGUGAAAAACAAGUGACAGACAGCCCUAGACAUCUAUCAUCUAAGCAGCAACAGCCCUCAUCCAUUCAUGGAAGACAUGGAUCAACAGCAAGAAGAGAAACAAGUGAUAGUCAGGCAAGUGAUAGUGAAGAACAGUCAAGAGACCAAUUUAGAGAUUCAGUCUCUGGUCAUAGACAGUCUUCAUCUACCCACUCAGGGUCCCAUUCUAGACUCAAAAAAAGUGAAGGGCAAUCAGGAGACAGACAUAGGCACUCAGGAUCUGGUCAUCAACAAUCCUCAUCUAGUCAGGGACAUCAUGGCUCUAAUACAAGAGGAAGACAAGGGUCCACUUCUAGCCAGGCAAGUGACAGUGAAGGACAAACAAGAAACCACUCCACAGACUCAGUCUCUGGUCAUAGACAGUCUUCACCUACACACCUCAGGUUCUAG